AUGGCAGACCCGGCCCAGACUCCAGGUGGCCUGCCCUUUCCGACCGAUCCGCAAGAGUUCGACAGCGACGAGCGCAUCUCCUUCUCGAGGCUCGACAACAAGUUCCUUGCCGUCAACGACGAUGGCACAGAGUACGAAUUCGACAACCAGCUCAAGCGCUGGAUCCCUCAGGUAGACGAGGAGCUCGUACGCCAGCAACAGCAGGCAUACGGCGUGGGCGGCGAUGAUGACGACGGCGCAGACAGCCAGCACAACAACAAGAAGCGCAAGACGGCCAAUGGCUCCGACCGGCCCAACAAGAAGCACAAGCAGCCACCAGCGCCGCGACAAAACACCGCCAUCUACGUGACCGGGCUCCCCGCGGACGCGACCGUCGAGGAGGUCCACGACGUGUUCUCGAGGAAAUGCGGCGUCAUUGCCGAGGAGAUUGACAGCGGCAAUCCUCGCAUCAAGCUUUAUACGGAUGCGGACGGCAAAUUCAAGGGCGACGCUCUCAUCGUAUUCUUCAAGCCCCAGAGCGUAGACAUGGCCAUCAUGCUACUCGACGACACCCCGUUUCGCUUCAGCGCCUCGGAUCCCAACAUGCGUGUCCAGGCCGCCGACUCGAGCUACAAGAAGACCACCUACGACAAGGACGCUGCAGGUGGUGCAGGUGUCAUCAAGCGGACGCAGAAGCUGGACGCGAAAUUGGCGGAUUGGGACGACGAUGACCCGUACGGCGGUCAACUGGAGACCAACGCACGUAAGGAUCGGGUCGUCAUUCUCAGGCACAUGUUCACACUGCAGGAGCUCGAGGAGGAUCCGGCCGCGUUGCUCGAUAUCAAGGAGGACAUUCGCGACGAGUGCUCUAAACUUGGCGCUGUAACCAAUGUGGUGCUGUAUGACCUUGAGGUCGAUGGUGUGGCCAGCGUCAAGUUUAAAGAUCCCAGCGCGGCAGAGGCCUGCGUGAACCUCAUGGAUGGCCGCGCUUUCGACGGAAGGACAGUCAGAGCAUCCAUCGCGACUGGAAAGGAGAAGUUAAGACAAUCAGGCAAGGACAAAGGGGAUGUGGAGGACGAUGAGCAUUGA
This is a messenger RNA of Microdochium trichocladiopsis, 1068 nucleotides long. RefSeq names its product putative nuclear mRNA splicing factor-associated protein. The coding region runs from base 1 to 1068 and encodes 355 amino acids. Gene Ontology annotation, cellular component: U2-type spliceosomal complex; U2 snRNP. The record is from RefSeq and is a predicted model, not a curated record. Lineage: Eukaryota; Fungi; Ascomycota; Sordariomycetes; Xylariales; Microdochiaceae. The transcript is spliced from 2 exons. Gene Ontology annotation, biological process: mRNA splicing, via spliceosome. Gene Ontology annotation, molecular function: RNA binding.